This is a messenger RNA of Scophthalmus maximus (turbot), 1192 nucleotides long. RefSeq names its product apolipoprotein Db (gene apodb). Lineage: Eukaryota; Metazoa; Chordata; Actinopteri; Pleuronectiformes; Scophthalmidae. The transcript is spliced from 5 exons. Gene Ontology annotation, biological process: lipid transport; brain development; tissue regeneration. The record is from RefSeq and is a predicted model, not a curated record. Gene Ontology annotation, molecular function: lipid binding. Bases 142 to 693 code for a protein of 183 amino acids.
UCCCUCUGCUGAUGAAAACUGUCUGACAAGUUUCCAGCUCUUCAGACAAAGUGAGCUGCAGCUCCGGACCGACACCUGAGGGCCGGAUAUCUUUAACACACACUCACACACUCUCACACACACACACACCUGAGAAAAAAAAUGUCUGCCGCCUCCCUCCUCCUGCUGCUGCUCCCUCUGGUGUCAGCACAGACGUACCACUGGGGUCCCUGUCCCACAGCCAAGGUGCAGCCCAACUUCAACCUUCAGCAGUAUCUGGGCCGGUGGUACGAGAUAGCGCGGCUGCCCGCCUCCUUCGAAAGAGGAACGUGCAUCCAAGCAAACUACGCCCUGAGGGAAGAUGGAACCAUCAGGGUUUUGAACUCCGGGCUGGAUAAGAACAAGGUGAGGGCGGUCGAAGGGACGGCCGUGGUCCGGGACCCGAGGGAACCCGCCAAGCUCGGAGUCAGCUUCUCGUAUUUUUCUCCCUACGGCCAGUACUGGGUCCUGACCAGCGACUACACCAGUCUGUCCGUCGUGUACUCCUGCACCGACAUCCUGCGCAUCUUCCACAUCGACUUCGCCUGGAUCCUCGGCCGCUCGCGCAUCCUGCCCCCGGAGACGAUUCGCUACGCCAAGAACCUGAUGAUCGGCGAAGGAAUUGACCUGUCGAGGAUGAAGUUCACAAAUCAGACGGGCUGCAGGGACGACUAGGUACCGAUGUAGACCCCCGGUUCUUUGUGCUGUGGAUGAUGAGGCGUUGAUUUGCCACUUGAAUAUUAUUAAACUUAAUAAUCAAAUGGAUCCAUCCUUCAUUUUGUAUUCAAAAAAAGUUUUUCCAAUAUCAUCCAUUUAUUCUCCCCGUGUUGUAAUUGCUGACUGAAGAGAAACAGCUUCAUCUGCAGUGUUUGUUUUUAAAAUAUAUUGUAAUAUUUUAAUUCUGUAUGAGCUGCUCAGUACUUUGAAGAUUAAACAGAUUUUGUAAAAUCCACAUUAACACCAUGUGCCCGUUACUCAUUACUCAGAUAACGUAGCAAUGUUGACACGAAUAUUCUUUUUUUCAUAUUCUCAUAUUAGUGCAUCAUUAACAAUAAUGUAUACCUUAAUGGAUCAGACAAUGACAUAAGCAUCUUCUUUAAAAAACUUUGGGAGGGUUCUCUGUAUAUUAAAGAUGUAAUACACAAAAACUCUUUUAAUAAAUCACAUUUCAGAA